AUGUCUCUCCGAGGCACCCUCCUCGCCUUCAUGGCUUUCACCAGCCUCGUCGCUGCGGGAGUCAUCCCGGCCAGCUACUAUGUGAGCAAGUCUCACGCCACUGCCAGCGACGCGGCCUCCACCAGUGGGGUGGAGUAUUACGUCGACAAGGUGGUGGAUUACCUCGCUCUCUCUGCCUCGACUUCUGCUUCUCCCACCGGUUACCCUGCCUCCGCUGUCUCGGCUGUAUACUCCGCCCCGACCCAGGUCGCGGAGUAUCUCACCUCUUCUGCCUCUUCUGUCUCUCUCUCGACUGCCUCUGACCACGCCACUACGAGUUCGGACGAGCACUCCACACCGACCGCGCCCACAGAGAUGGCUGGCUACCUCGCAGCUGCGUUGCACGAAUGGGCGGCCACAGCUCCCCGCCCAACGUUUACCUUUCUGUCGGCAGACGAUAUGGAUCCCGACGUUAUGAAUGCCGGAGUUGGCAACGGCGGCAACGAACUCGGAUGGGGUGAGCCGUCUAAACGCGACGAGAUGACCGUGGACUCCGGUGCGUCGACCAAGGACUCCGGGGAAGACACUCUUGGGGCCAAGUCCGAUGAGGAAGGCCAUGCGACUCGUGACGUGAAGGACGAAGAGAUCAUGGACCCUUUCUCGGCCGUGACUGGGAAAUUCUUGCACCAUGUGGCCGAGGAGCACAAUGAGCACGCUGGGCCGGCCGACCGUCAUGACAAGAGGCAGGAGAUUCCUGUUGAGCAUGUCGACGCCGAGGAACCUGCUGCUUCCAAUCACGACUGGCUGCUUGUCGACCCGGUCGUGGAAGAUGUCGUCUCUGAGGAACCUGCUUCUCCCGAUCACCCUUGGCUGGUCAUCGAUCCUGUCCUUCCGGACAACGUCACCGAGGAUGCCGCUCCGAAGCCUGUCAAGCCCGCUCCAAAGCAAGGCGUCUCGCAAAUCAUGUCGAAUGUCCUCGCAGCCGUAGCCAAAGCCCCCGAAAUGUUGGGCAACAUCAAGAACAUGCCCGGUCCGGUCAUCGCCGCCAUCGAUCAGCCUGCCACCACUGCCGCCCUCCCACUCUCCAACGAAGCUCGCGCAGAGCCGAUCAUCCCCACGAUGAUGCCCGAUCAGCCAGGAGAGGUCGAAACUCCGGUCGCCGUCAACACCGCUCCAGCUGAACACCGAAACCUCCUGCCGUUCCCAUUUGGUCUUCCCUUCUCCCUCCAGGAGAUUGAAGAGAACAGCGUCCGCUCCUCCACUCCGGUCGCCAAGCGCGACGGCUCGAGCGGCUCCCCUCUCUGUGCCGCCGACGAUGAACUCUGCCGUUCCGCUCAAGGCGAUCCCGCUCGAAUCGAUAUCGUCACCGAGGGACACGAUCAGUCGGAUACAGGCGAUCAUCCCGUGCGUUGCGCCAUGGCACUCAACAAUGCCAUGCUCAACGGCCUACACAAGGACCAAGAAGAACGAAAACGCCAGAAGCAGCGCCAGGAAGCAGCAGUUGCUCAUCCAGCAGCCAAGCCUCCGCCCAAAAUCCGCAUCCGAUGGCGGAAAGCCGCCAAUACAACAUGGACGAAUAAUGCUGAGGUCUACGAUAUGACGCUGGGAGAAUUACAGAGACUGUUGGCGAGGGAGAAAGGCCACGGCUUGAUGGCCAGGGUGGUGACUCCAUUCACGACAUGGGAUCAUAGGGUUUGGUUGGAUGAGCGUACGGCACUGAAGUUGUCAGCGGUGGAACGUUGGGUCACUGGAUUCAUCGUGGUUGAUCGUGCGGAAGGCGAGAAGGGGAAAGGGAAAGUGGAGGUGAAGAAGUGA
Zymoseptoria tritici IPO323 is the source of this 1794-nucleotide messenger RNA. RefSeq lists its product as uncharacterized. The coding region runs from base 1 to 1794 and encodes 597 amino acids. NCBI's taxonomy places the organism in Eukaryota, Fungi, Ascomycota, Dothideomycetes, Mycosphaerellales, Mycosphaerellaceae. The record is from RefSeq and is a predicted model, not a curated record. The transcript has 3 exons.